CACACAGCAUCAGGAGGCCGCCGCCCCCAACUAAUCUGACGUCACGGAUGUUGACAGUUGGUAGUAAAGGUGCAGUGAGACGUGAGGACUGUGAGGAGUCAGAGCGGAGGGUCAAGCAACAUGAACGUAGCCCACGAUUCUGAUUCUGAGAGGAAACCAAAACUGGGGACUGGCGCGCUGUAGUUGUUAGAUAGAGUGACAUUUAAAACCAAAGAAUCUACCUGUUCAGCCUAACCCAGAAAUCGUUGGGCUGGUAUAGACUGAAAUGUGCCCAGGGUUCAUGGAGGGAGGAGGGUGGAGUGAGACAUAGCAGGGGGAGGAAGAGUGAGCAGAGCCAGAAUGCAUAGACACACCCAGUCCAACAAAGUGUGAGAGAAAGCCGAGCAAAGAGUCGUGUGUGUGUGUAGCAAUAAGAGGGUGUGGCUUUUCUUUUUUACUCAGGCAGAGCAGAUAAGCUGAGUUUGCCUUGUAUAGAGGGGCAGGAUUCACAAUCCUGAACAGACAGUCGUUUAAUUUCACUCUGCACAUUCCCUCUCACUCUGAACCUCUCGUGUGCACCAGCGGUUUCAAGCAAGACUUGAGGAGGGGGGAAGCAACUUCCAGCACAGAGAAGUGAAAAAAAAAAACCAACCCACACACACACAAGAGGACAGCUUGAGAAAAAGUUCAACACGCAGCCAUGAAGGACAAAAUGAGGAAAGGAGGAGGAAGAAAUCAGGCCAAGGCUGAUGUUAUCAGCCUGAUUAGUGGUAAGGACGCUGUUGGAAUGAAGCAUGGCGAGGACACGUCGUUCCCUGUGAAGAUCCAGGGGGCAGGAGUCGAAUCAUUUGAGCUGCAGGUCCAUGGAUUUUGGCUUGUUCAAGAUGCGAUAAUGGCUCUGCUUUCGAGGGAUGAGGUGUGCCCUCGUUCCAACCUGUUGCUGGCAUUCGCUGGCACCACUCUGGACCCGCUUGCAGAACUGCAAAGCAUCAAGGGACUUAAACCAGGAGCCAUCCUUCGCCUAGUGGAAGAACCCUACACUGCCCGCUCAGCUCGGCUCCACCUGGCUCGUGUGCUGGAGCUGCUGAGAGUAUCCGGACCACAGGAUGCGCUGAGAGAAGGACGCUCACCAAGCAUACUGGAAACACUCACACACACACAAACACCAGACUCUAGCUUACCCAAUGGAAAGAACCUGAAACGCUCUUUAAGUAACACAAAAACGGAAACAGCUAACCAGGAUGGAGCUCCUCCUGAGUACCUCCUCCCUGGUUCCUCUGAGAGACCUCUCAUGGCCUUGCUACCACAGAGCUCCCAACCAGAAGCCCCCAGCUACUUGAAGGACUUGUCUCUCAGCUGCUGGAACCCACCUCCAGGACACAGGAAGAUGCAGGGAGACUUCCUGUACAUUACCGUAGUGACAAUAGAGGGAAGGCGGUGUGACAUCACAUCCUGUCCAAAAGGUUUCUUUCUCAACAGGUCCACAGAGGAUGUGUUUGAUCCUCGUCCUGCACAGUCUUCCUCAGUGUGUCACAGUUUCACAGAUGUGCUCUGUCACAUCAGCCCGGCCUUCAAACAAACUUUUACUGCACUCAAAAAUAGGCCACAGUUACCCCCAGUUGAGGUGAUGGCCACUCCCUACCACACGCUGAGCUGGCUCGGGCCUCCCUGUGCCUCUCGCACUCACAAAAAUACCUUCAGCAGACUGGGAGUGGAAGACGAGCCAGCGACACAGGCUCCAGACUGGAAUGAGGAGUUGCAAGCAGCCAAAGAUCUUCCACUUGGCAGUCUGGAGGAGAGGCUGCAGAGAGAGAGGGCUCUGCUGCAGGUAAACAGUGCGUUUGUUAGGGCCGUGAUGCAGGGCGCAGAGACUGUUGUGGACGGCUUUGUGGAGCCGGUGAAUGGAAACCAUGAGGACCCGGGUUUCCUGUGGGGGGGCCUGUUCAUGAGCCAAGGGGCAGCGUAUGGAAUGUUUGGUGGAGAAAGAGGCCGCAGGGCUGCUCAGAGGCUAGAGCUGAAAGGAGUUCAGGCCUACAGUAACGUAGAGAGCCUCCAGGCGCUGCACACUCUACCUACAGCCAUUGUGGACUACAGAGGAGUGCGUCUGUUGGCUCAGGGUCUAGCGCCUGGUUUGGAAGGCUCAGAGCAGGACCAGGAAGCUGCUGCUGCCUCAAGAGGCUUGCUGUAUGGGGUAAAUGCAGGCCCCCAGGAGUCCCCCCAGCGCAGACGACUACUAGAGCUCUUGGCUAGCGCUGCCAAGACUCUUUGUCUCCAGAGACAUGUUAUUUUGGCACCCAACGGUCACCAAGUACCGCUGUUCACUUCAGUGGAUGCCCAGGGACUGUUGGGGGCUGAUGGGCGGUUCUACAUACUGGAUGUGUUCAGGACUUUCCCAGCUGAUGCCAAUUUCUGUCCAGAGGGGGAGACAGAAAUUCAGACAGUCACUGGAGGUGAGGAGAGUAAUACAAACUGUGAGGAGGACGAGGAGAAGAAAGGCUGUGUGAAGGAAGGCUGGCCAGAGAACUAUCACUCAGACUCUGGGCUGCCAAAGAGCUUCACGCACAGUCUCUGUAGGCUGAAGCCAGAGCUGGUGCAGGCCUUCAUCCAGCACAAACACUGUCAGUUCACUCAGCGUGUCAGGGAGAUAUUGGACAAGAAUGGAGGCUUUGAAGAAUGUGCAACAGCUGGUGACUCUCGAGCUACUGAGGCAGUACGAGCUGCUUGUAAAGAAGUGGGCUCGGUCAGCGACAUCAUCUUUGAGAUGCGCUUCAACUCAAGCGUCUUCUCGCCAGGAGUAACCUUCCCUCCUGCUGAAAGUAAGUCGACGAAGCUACAGGAGAGGUUACUGAGGGAAGCUGCAUCUUUCAUCGUCACACACCAGAUACCAGCCUUUGUGGAGCAUUGCCUACAAACCAACGAGGCGCCAAUGGACGGAGCUUCUCUGAAGCAGGCACUACGCCAGAGAGGCAUCAACCUUCGGUAUCUCGGCCACGUGGUCAAGACCAUCAACCAGACAGAGCACAAAGAAAACCUGAGGCAUAUACUGAGAUUGGUCAUAGGUGACAUUUUCAUCCGCUCAACGAGACGAGUGUUCAACAACUUCCUCCAGGGUGUGGACAUACCUAGUCUCUCCGCAGCUGUCAGUCACUUCCUCUGCUGCCUAUUGGUUCCCCACUUCACUCCCACUACGGUGGGGGAAGAGACAAAAAAGAAGUCAAGGCGGCGCGGCCGAGGGGCUGGGGCCUCUGAAAGCACACCCUGGAGCACGCUUACAGGGGCUGAGCUGUGGAACCUGGUCUGCCAGGACGCUGCUGAGACAUAUAACAUCUCUGACAGCCUCGGCUCUGGUCCAAACCAUCUGGUGGAGCACUACGGCAUUCAGAAGCUCUCUUUGCUGAGAGAGUUCUGUUUGAAGACUGGAGUACAGUUGAGACUGAGAGACUACUCCCUCGACAACCAAAAUAAAGCUCCCAUCGGUCCCGACGACAUCUUCAACAUCGUCCCCAUCGUCAAGCACAUUCACAUGCCAACCGUGGACGCUUCAAAAGCACAUCGCGCCGCGCAUACUUCCAUUCAGAAAGGUCUGCUGGAUCAGGCCCACGAGCACCUGAAAGAAGCUGUCUACCUGUUUGGUAGAGUGUGUGAUGACCUCCACCCUGAGGCCUGUUACUGCCACAGCCUGCUGGCCAAGGUGUCCUUCCUGCAGGGGAAGGCAGCUGAGGCUCGCAGCAUCCAGCUGAAAGCAGUGGUCAUCAGUGAGAGAGUGCUUGGAUUUGACCAUCCAAACACCAUCCUGCAAUAUGCCCUCCUGGGUGUGUACAUGUUUGCUGGAGGGGAGACGGCCCUGGCCCUGAAGUGUCUCCUCAGAGCUCGUCUGCUGACACUAACAGUCCAUGGAGAGGACCAUCCAUACAUAGCAACACUGGAUAGCUGUCUUGGGUUGGUGGUGACAGGAGAUCAGAGAGGGCAGUACUUAAAGAACGCCCUCAAACUCAACACCUCCUUCUUCGGCCCCGAAAAUCUACACACUGCUCUCAAUCAGCACCUGUUGGCCCAGUGGAUGUGCAGCAAGGGUGACUACCGAAGUGCUAUGACCCACGAGAAGGAAGCCCUCGCUGCUUUCACCUCCUUGUUUGGUGAGGAUCACUCUCAGACCCGCUGCAGCAAAGAGUUUCUGGGAGUCAUAACCAAGCAGGCGGUGAAGGUGGAGCGCUCUCUCAGACAGGCAGGAGCUGACUGCACGGAGCAGGCAGUGGAGUGUGUGACUCCAACAACUGACACUGUGCUGGAGCAAAUGGUCCUGGUGAUGGGGGUCAGGAAGAUUACACACAGUGACAAGUUCCAGGAGUAUAAGCAGAAACACCUGGAACUGAAGGCAGCAGUGGCAAGGGAGCUGGGAUUCAAAGUAGUCAACGGGGUCGUUACCCCACUGGACGAGAGUGAGAAGAGCUCCGGUCAAGAAACAGGAAGCGGGAAGGAAGCUGAUGAUGGAGGAAGCUCAUCAGUGGAGAAUGCUGGUGAGGGCCAACAGGAGCAGCCAGCGGAGGAGACCUCAGUGGAGACUGCUGCUGUAGAGUCAGCUAAUGGUCAUGUGGUGGAGCCAGCUGAAGGGAGCCAGCAUGAGGGCAGUGACAGAGCAGCUUCAGAGGUCAAGAUAGUGAACGGGGAGUCAGAGGUUACGGCUACAGGAGAGGAAGAUGAGACGAGCACAGCCAAUGGGGAGGUAAAGUCAGAGUCAGAGGAGGUUAAUGGUGAAAUAAACGGAGCUGUGGAUGUCCCUGCCAGCCCAUCAGUCCUUAAGAGUAAAGGAACCUGGGCAGAUGUUGUUUCAAAAGCUGCCGUAGUCAACGGAACAGGGGACAAAGACGCAGCAGUGAAUGGAGUGGCAGAUAGCAUCACUGCUAACGGCGUCGCCAAGGAGUGAAAACAUUAUCAAGCAGGGAAACAGUGUUGUAGUCGAGUUUUUCUGAGUCACUGCUGUAAGAUAAAAGUCUCCCAGGAUUCCAGAUGUAGGCUGAUCUGAUGCACAUGAAGCAGAGCAUGAGAGGACAGAGAGUCGGAUCAUGAGUAUUACUUUGUGUUGGUGAUGUUGAUGGUGCUGGGAGAGGGCUGUGUGUUGAGUGUGUGUUUUGUUUCUUCAAAAAUAAACUUUUUACUUUUGUUCGUUUUUUGGCACAUA
Acanthopagrus latus (yellowfin seabream) is the source of this 5158-nucleotide messenger RNA. Its product is annotated as clustered mitochondria protein homolog. Gene Ontology annotation, molecular function: protein binding; mRNA binding. Gene Ontology annotation, biological process: intracellular distribution of mitochondria. NCBI's taxonomy places the organism in Eukaryota, Metazoa, Chordata, Actinopteri, Spariformes, Sparidae. Gene Ontology annotation, cellular component: cytoplasm. The record is from RefSeq and is a predicted model, not a curated record. The coding region runs from base 680 to 4903 and encodes 1407 amino acids. The transcript has 30 exons.